Nomia melanderi (Alkali bee) is the source of this 916-nucleotide messenger RNA. It is a transcript of the gene RpL15, whose product is annotated as ribosomal protein L15. The record is from RefSeq and is a predicted model, not a curated record. Gene Ontology annotation, molecular function: structural constituent of ribosome; RNA binding. Gene Ontology annotation, cellular component: cytosolic large ribosomal subunit; ribosome. Lineage: Eukaryota; Metazoa; Arthropoda; Insecta; Hymenoptera; Halictidae. Gene Ontology annotation, biological process: cytoplasmic translation.
CGUGUAACUUUAUCCGCUAAUGAACUUUGAAUCGUAUAUAGGCCUACAGAUGUCAGCCCCAUCGGCAUUUCUAACAAUCGAGUUCGCCAUCUUGAACGCCAUCUUUAAUGAUCUGAUACACGCCGUACGGCGGUGCGAAGCUCUUUCCUGCUGUUCCAAUUGUGGAGGGGAUACGCAAUGGGUGCAUAUAAGUAUAUGCAAGAGCUGUAUCGUAAAAAGCAGAGCGACAUGCUCCGCUUUUUACUUCGCGUUCGAUGCUGGCAGUACCGUCAGUUGACUAAAAUGCAUCGUGCCCCCAGACCAUCCAGACCUGACAAAGCCCGUCGUUUGGGAUACAAAGCUAAACAAGGUUUUGUCAUAUUUAGAAUUCGUGUAAGGAGAGGUGGCCGUAAACGACCUGUCCCCAAGGGUGCAACAUAUGGCAAGCCCAAAAGUCACGGUGUAAAUCAACUGAAACCAACCCGAAAAUUACAAUCUGUUGCCGAAGAACGUGUCGGCCGACGUUGCGGUGGUUUACGAGUAUUGAAUAGUUACUGGGUUGCUCAGGACUCUACGUACAUGUACUACGAAGUAAUUCUCGUAGAUCCUGCACACAAGGAAAUUCGUAACGAUCCAAAGAUCAACUGGAUAUGUAAUGCUGUACACAAACACCGCGAACUUCGCGGAAAGACGUCGGCUGGUAGAAGCUCGCGAGGAUUAGGAAAGGGACAUCGUUAUUCACAAACCAUCGGUGGUUCGCGUAGUGCGGCGUGGCUGAGACGAAACUCAUUGUCGCUUCGCAGAAAGCGAUAGGCGAUUUUAAAUGUUUACACUGUUAAGACCUGUACGAACAAGAUACAUCAUUUUAUUGAUAUAAUAACAAAUUCUAUAUCGAUAUUAUGGUAUAUCCUGUACGAAAUAAACAUCUCUUCUGUAA